Molecule: messenger RNA, 696 nt
Organism: Amaranthus tricolor (Joseph's coat)
Lineage: Eukaryota; Viridiplantae; Streptophyta; Magnoliopsida; Caryophyllales; Amaranthaceae
Exons: 2
Coding region: 1-696 (231 amino acids)
Biological process (GO): translation
Cellular component (GO): ribosome
Molecular function (GO): structural constituent of ribosome
Source: RefSeq, a predicted model, not a curated record
AUGUACGAAACUGAAAAAGAUUUCAAGCUCAUAGGAUAUACCGAUAGCGACUGGGCUAAAAGCGUGGAUGAUAGAAAAAGUACAAGUGGAUUAAGGAAACACUCAAUUGCCCUCAUUCCGAAAUUCCAAAACCCUGCUUGGGUACAUUGCACAUUCGCUCAAGCUGCCCACCAACAAGUAGAAGAAGUAGAAAUCGAUCCAAGAAAACUUCCUGCAGAUUAUGACUCAUCAAAAUUCGAUCCCACAUCCCAUAGAAGCUGUCCCAGUGACAGAGUUUUCAAGCUUGUUGAUGAAGUUUCAUCACUUACAUUAUCUAAAGCAGCUGAAUUAGGGAAAGUUUUGAUGAACAAAAUGGGGAUGAAAGAAGAUGAAGUUCCUGUUGUUGGGGUCUUAAACCCUAGUGCAGCAGCUGGGUUAGCUCAAAUGGCAGCGAAUUCGGGUUCCACUAUUGGUAAUGAUCAAGAAGCGAAGAAGGAAGAAAAGAGUGUGUUUGAAUUGAAAUUGGAGUCAUUUGAGGCUACAUUUAAACUUAAAGUUAUUAAGGAAAUUAGGUCAUUUACUGAUUUGGGAUUCAAGGAAGCUAAAGAUUUAGUUGAGAAAACACCUUUGAUUUUUAAGAGUGGUGUUCCUAAAGAUGAAGCUGAGGCCAUUAUUGAGAAGAUGAAAGCUGCUGGAGCUAAAGUAGUUAUGGAAUGA